Molecule: messenger RNA, 2981 nt
Organism: Lacerta agilis (Sand lizard)
Lineage: Eukaryota; Metazoa; Chordata; Lepidosauria; Squamata; Lacertidae
Gene: MEF2A
Product: myocyte enhancer factor 2A
Biological process (GO): positive regulation of transcription by RNA polymerase II
Molecular function (GO): RNA polymerase II cis-regulatory region sequence-specific DNA binding; protein dimerization activity; DNA-binding transcription factor activity, RNA polymerase II-specific
Source: RefSeq, a predicted model, not a curated record
UAAUGUUUUUUCAUUCUAGGCUUUCCUCACGACAGCACAGUGCAUGGUUGUGGAAAAGAAUUUAGGCUUUAGUCCUGGAAGACAACUAUCUAUCAUGUGCUAGGAUACAAAGUUUGUGGAUACUUUUACUUGUGUGCUUCUGGAUUAUAAAGAAGGAAAGUGAAAAUGGGGAGGAAGAAAAUACAGAUCACAAGAAUAAUGGACGAACGGAACAGACAGGUGACCUUCACAAAACGGAAGUUUGGAUUAAUGAAGAAAGCCUAUGAACUGAGUGUGCUUUGUGACUGUGAAAUAGCACUCAUCAUUUUUAACAGUUCUAACAAACUCUUUCAAUAUGCCAGCACGGAUAUGGACAAAGUUCUACUCAAGUAUACAGAAUACAACGAACCCCAUGAGAGCAGAACCAACUCUGAUAUUGUCGAGACUUUAAGAAAGAAAGGCCUUAAUGGUUGUGAGAGCCCUGAUGCUGACGAUUACUUUGAGCACAGUCCACUAUCGGAGGACAGAUUCAGCAAACUAAAUGAAGAUAGUGAUUUUAUUUUCAAGCGAGGCCCUCCUGGGUUACCUCCGCAGAACUUCUCAAUGUCGGUCACUGUUCCUGUGUCCAGCCCCAAUACUUUAACCUACAGUAAUCCUGGGAGUUCCCUUGUAUCCCCAGCACUGGCAGCAAGUUCUACCUUGACAGACUCUACCAUGCUGACCCCUCCUCAAGCCUCAUUGCAUCGAAAUGUGUCACCAGGAGGUCCUCAGAGACCACCAAGUACAGGCAGUGCAAGUGGUAUGCUGUCCACAACAGAUCUCUCAGUGCCAAAUGGAGCUGGUUCGAGCCCAGUGGGAAAUGGUUUUGUGAAUUCACGAGCUUCACCAGGCCUGCUUAGCAGCACCGGGGGUGGGAAUGGCCUAAGCAAAGGGAUGCCUACAAAAUCUCCCCCUCCCCCUGGCGGCGGCAACCUUGGAAUGAACAGUCGCAAGCCAGACCUCCGGGUUGUCAUCCCUCCCUCUAGCAAAGGCAUGAUGCCUCCAUUGUCGGAGGAGGAUGAAUUGGAGUUGAACACACAGCGGUUAAGCAGCUCUCAGUCUACACAGCCUCUUGCAACACCAGUUGUGUCUGUGACAACUCCAAGCUUGCCCCCAGGAUUGGUGUAUUCAGCAAUGCCUACAGCUUACAACACUGAUUAUUCCUUGACUAGUGCAGACCUGUCGGCCCUGCAGGGUUUUAACUCCCCAGGAAUGCUGUCAUUAGGACAAGUAUCUGCCUGGCAACAGCAUCAUCUAGGACAAGCAGCCCUCAGCUCCCUUGUGACUGGAAGCCAAUUAUCUCAGGGUUCCAACUUAUCUAUUAAUACCAACCAAAACAUUAACAUAAAGUCCGAGCCAAUUUCGCCUCCUCGAGACCGAGUGACCCCAUCCGCGUUCCCCCACCAGCAGCAGCAGCAACAGCAACAGCAGCAACCUCAGCAACAAUCACGUCAGGAAAUGGGCCGCUCUCCCGUCGACAGUCUCAGUAGCUCCAGCAGUUCGUACGAUGGCAGCGACCGGGAGGACCCAAGGAGUGACUUCCACUCACCGGUUGGACUGGGAAGGCCCCCCAAUUCAGAAGACAGAGAGAGCCCGACCGUAAAGCGGAUGAGAAUGGAUACUUGGGUGACAUAAGCUUCCCAUUCUCCCUUUCUCCCUUCCGUUUCUACUUUUGAGUUAUCCCAAUGAACAGUCCUGACAUAUCUAAAUUUAUAAAUAAGGACAUGAAAUAAAUAUUUAUAUGUAUAUACAUACAUGCAUAUAUAUAAAUAUAUAUAUCUUUGUAUACAUAUACAUGUGUGAGUGUGUGAAGCAAGGCACGCAUACUCUCUCUUUCUCUCUCUUUCUCUCACACACAAAAUCAGCAGGCACUUAAAUACCAACUCCUCCUAUAGCUGCAGAUGCCCCGUGGUUUUUAAAACACAGUAUAACAGAAAGAACCCUUUAUAGGUAUUGGUCUAGUCUGGCACUUAACCUGGACUUUGCUCCUUGAAUAAUGUAAACUGUUUUGCAAAAUAAAUGUCGUACCCGUAUGUAAUCUAUCAAACUAGAUGGCCGAGGCGUGAGGGCUCGCCUGUAGUCGUGUUCCUGUGUGUGUGUGUGUGUUUUCCAACAGCCGUACUGUCCCCUGUAGUUAAGAGUACGCUUUGUAGCAGCAGAGCCGUAGAAAAAGAAAGCAAUACUGUACAUAGAAUGACCUUUAUAUUACCCAAUCAAGCAUGGGUCUCUCUCUCUCUUACGAAAGGGUGCAUGGAGAAGGGCUGACAAUGUUAAAAACGAAACAAGAAACCCCCAACACCUGUAUUUGCACGUGCAAAACUAUACUGGGUCAAAUUAAGGGUCCCCCCUUUUUUCCUUUUACCAAGUGUGAAAGAGAGACAUAAAGAACGUGCAUGGAAUAUUCAAAAGAUAUUAGACUAGAAGAUAGUCCGUAAAGAAAAUUUUAAUAUAUUAAGUUAUAAUUGGAAAAUGUUUGAAAUCUUUCUUAUGUUCCUCCUACCUUUUUUAAAAAAUAGAGAAAAACAAUUUUAGCUUGUGUAUAUUUUUUAUUAAAUAAACCAUACCCUUCUCUAAGAUUAUAUAGAAAGUUAUAUACAGUACUUUUGAACACAUUCUGCUAUGAAUUAUUUAUAUAAGCCAAAGCUGUAUGGUGUCGCGCUUUUUUUUUUUUUUUGGUAGAAUAUAGUUUUGUUUUUUGAUUGUCUAUUUUUUUGGUCUUUUGUUUUUAGGGGAGGAAGGAAAAAAAAAUCUUGCAGGCAGAACCUUGGGGAAAAAUAAGCCAUGAAUACUUAUUAUUCUAUAUGUAAAUUUAAAAUUUGAGCCAAACUUUGUGUAUAUAGCAUCUUAAAUAUAUUAUCACCUUUUGGUGUAAGUACCUAUGUAUUGUACGUUCGCCAGAUUAAAAAAGUAUAUUUUUGUGGAUUGACGCCAACUUGAAGAAAAAAAGGCGAGGUCCUUAUUAA